Messenger RNA from Vicia villosa (hairy vetch), 1851 nucleotides. Its product is annotated as probable polygalacturonase. The record is from RefSeq and is a predicted model, not a curated record. Gene Ontology annotation, molecular function: polygalacturonase activity. NCBI's taxonomy places the organism in Eukaryota, Viridiplantae, Streptophyta, Magnoliopsida, Fabales, Fabaceae. The transcript has 6 exons. Gene Ontology annotation, biological process: carbohydrate metabolic process. The coding region runs from base 317 to 1708 and encodes 463 amino acids.
GAAACUCUGUCUCAUGCUCGCUCACUGCCGUCACUCUCACAAAACGCUCUUACAUAUUAUGUGGCUAAUAUGUCCCAUAAAUAUAAUUCCUGAUUUUCUCCCACCUCUAUGCCUUUUAUCUCUCUCCCUCUCUUUAAUAUGGACUGAAAAUCAUAGAUUAUCCCAAAAAAACAAACAACAAACAUAGUGAAAGUCAACUGAUGCUCCACACAAGCCUAUUUUGGAAACUGAAAAGUCAUCGUCACUAAGAUUUUCAUCAAUAGACCAAAACUCCCCAUUCUCUUUUGUUUCUCUCCGGCAAAACAGGAUCUAACUCAUGAAAAUACUUUCAACUCUGCUGAUUUUGUUUUUGGCGUUGAUUGGUUGUAGCUCAUGGACAGUUUGGAGCAGCUCAACCUGCAAACAUAUAAACAUUAAUGAAGUUCGACCACACAGUGUCAGUAUUACCGAAUUUGGAGCCGUAGGCGAUGGGAUCACUCUCAAUACAAAGGCGUUUCGGAAUGCUAUCUUUUACCUAAAUUCAUAUGCCGACAAAGGUGGAGCCAAGCUUUUUGUCCCUGCUGGCCAGUGGUUAACUGGUAGUUUUGAUCUAAUCAGCCAUCUGACUUUGUCGUUAGACAAGGAUGCUGUAAUUCUCGGAUCAACGAACUUUGAAGAUUGGCCGGUUGUGGAUCCUCUACCAUCAUAUGGUAGGGGAAGGGAGUUGCCGGGAAAACGGCAUAGAAGCCUCAUUUACGGGCACAACUUAACUGAUGUUAUCAUAACAGGUAACAAUGGAACUAUAAACGGUCAAGGGAGUAUCUGGUGGGACAAAUUUCGUAACAAAACAUUGGACUACACACGCCCCCAUUUAGUCGAGUUAAUGAAUUCAACGGAGAUUCUUAUUUCAAAUUUAACCUUCUUGAAUUCACCAUUUUGGAAUAUUCAUCCGGUAUAUUGCAGACAUGUUAUAGUUCAGAAUGUCACAAUCCUAGCCCCUCUUAGUUCGCCAAAUACAGAUGGGAUUGAUCCAGAUUCUUCCAAUGAUGUAUGCAUCGAAGACUGCUAUAUAAGCACCGGGGAUGAUCUGAUUUCCAUCAAAAGUGGAUGGGAUGAAUAUGGAAUUGCAUUUGGUCGACCAAGUACAAACAUUAUCAUCCGCAGGCUCACUGGAAGGACAACGAGUGCCGGAAUCUCUAUAGGAAGUGAGAUGUCCGGAGGUGUUUCAGAAGUUCAUGCAGAAGAUAUUAACAUUUUCGAUUCACGUAGUGCAAUUAGAAUAAAAACUUCUCCAGGAAGAGGUGGUUACGUUAAAAAUGUUUAUAUUGCUAACAUGACAUUGGUUAACAUAGAUAUUGCAAUUAGGUUCUCUGGUUUAUACGGAGAGCAUCCAGAUGACGCGUAUGAUCCAGAUGCUCUACCUGUGAUAGAAAGGAUUACUAUCAAAGACGUGGUAGGGAAAAACAUCAAACGCGCGGGCCUUAUACAAGGUAUUAAAGGUGACAUGUUUGUCAAUAUUUGUCUAUCGAACAUUACUCUUAAUGUGAGCAAGAAAAAUCCAUGGAACUGCUCGAACGUAAAAGGAUACUCUGAAUUGGUUUCUCCGAAAGCUUGUGCGCAACUCAACGAAAGAAUAUUCCCCGAUCAUUUUUCAGACUGUUAUCAGUUAACAGAUCUCGUUAAGAGUUCGAGUAGUCGCAACAGUGCUGCUUGGUUGCUGUCUUGGUAGGUUAAAUUAUGCUACCAAAUUUCUCUUGUACCUGAAAUUUGUCAGAAUGAUAUCAAAUCUAUAGAUGAUUGUUUAUAGUACCUUGUGUGUAGUAACAAAUAAAUCAGUGAUUUAUCAGAAAUGUGAAUUGUAUGAUUUCACCU